GGACUUCUCGACGGGAAGAGCUUCAAUGCUUCUGAACGUUGAUUUUCCCAAAUUUUGUCCAUGCCUCUCUCAUAGCGAAUCCUCGCCGAUAGAGCACAGCGACCGACCGCGCUCGGUGCCGUCAGCUUCUCCGUGACACAAGCAGCCCACAAAUAAAAUGGCGACAGUCUGCGCAACCAGCGUUAGGCGCUUGGCUUCUAUGUUGUGAAAGUGCGACUACCGUAAUGUCGUCGAAUCGAGUUCCGAAUUGAAGUUCUCAGGGAAGAACACAAACCCGGCCGGGAGGUCCUUCACGGCCUCAGCCAUGGAGAUGGACUUGACGCACCUUCCCCCCCGAAUGGAUAAUUCGGUCAUGGGGUCCAUGGAUGGUCUUCUACAAACCUCACUCCCAACCGAAACGGCUCGUCUGGAACACUGCUCAGACAAACACUCGAAGCAGGUUAUGGAGUCUAUAAACCAUCUCCGGCAUUUGGAAGAGCUGUGUGACGUCAAAAUCUUGGUCGGCAGUAAACAAAUCCGAGCUCAUCGCAUCGUUCUCACGGCGUGCAGUCCCUACUUCCACGCAAUGUUCACGGGAGAUUUGGCAGAGAGUAAACAAACAGAGAUAACGAUCCGCGAUAUCGAUGAACAUGCAAUGGAGCUCAUCGUAGAUUUCGCUUAUACCUCUCGCAUCGUCGUUCAAGAGUCGAAUGUUCAAAUGCUUUUGCCUGCCGCUUGCUUGCUACAGAUGCAAGAGAUCCAGGAAGUUUGUUGCGAAUUCCUCAAGAGACAAUUAGACCCGAGCAACUGCCUGGGAAUCCGAGCUUUCGCGGAUACUCACGCCUGUCGUGAGCUCCUCCGAAUCGCCGACAAAUUUACGCAACAUAAUUUCCAGGAAGUCAUGGAGUCGGAAGAGUUCCUGCUUUUGCCAGUCAAUCAACUUAUCGACAUAGUUUCCUCGGAAGAACUCAAUGUACGCUCGGAAGAACACGUGUUCACCGCCGUCAUGUCAUGGGUGAAGCACAACAUUACCGAGCGACGUCAGUAUCUUGGUCAGAUCCUCAGCCACGUGCGUCUCCCUCUGUUGAGUCCGAAGUAUCUUGUUGGCACGGUGGGGAGCGAUCUGCUCGUCAAGAGCGAUGAAAUAUGUCGAGAUCUUGUUGACGAGGCGAAGAACUAUCUAUUGCUUCCUCAGGAGCGCCCACUCAUGCAGGGGCCGCGAACGAGGCCUAGAAAACCAGUGCGCAAGGGUGAAGUUCUCUUCGCCGUUGGAGGCUGGUGUUCAGGCGAUGCAAUUGCUAGUGUAGAGCGCUACGAUCCACAAGCGAAUGAAUGGCGAAUGGUUUCGCCGAUGAGCAAACGCCGAUGCGGCGUGGGAGUUGCAGUCCUCAAUGAUCUUCUCUAUGCGGUCGGCGGACACGACGGGCAAAGCUAUCUAAACUCCAUCGAGCGCUUCGAUCCUCAAACCAAUCAGUGGAGCAGCGAUGUCUCACCUACGAGUAGCUGCCGAACUUCGGUUGGGGUCGCCGUUCUCGACGGAUACCUCUACGCGGUUGGCGGACAAGACGGAGUUUCUUGUCUUAAUUACGUGGAGAGGUACGAAGCACAGAAAAACCGCUGGACUAAGGUUGCCCCGAUGAGCACAAAACGGCUGGGUGUUGCCGUGGCCGUUCUCGGCGGAUACUUGUACGCGAUGGGCGGUUCCGAUGGAACUUCACCUCUCAAUACUGUCGAGCGUUACGACCCGAGGACCAACCGAUGGACAUGCGUUGCACCCAUGGGCACCAGACGGAAACAUUUAGGCUGCGCGGUGUAUAACAACAUGAUAUAUGCAGUCGGUGGUCGAGACGACACCACCGAACUGUCCUCGGCUGAGCGUUACAACCCUCAGCUGAACCAAUGGCAGCCCAUUGUCGCAAUGACCUGUAGAAGAAGCGGCGUAGGACUCGCUGUGGUCAACGGAUUACUCUACGCCGUCGGUGGCUUUGACGGCUCCGCGUACCUCAAAACGAUCGAGGUCUACGAUCCCGACGCAAAUCAGUGGAAGUACUGCGGGAGUAUGAACUACCGGAGACUUGGAGGCGGUGUUGGAAUAGUCCGUCUGCCACAAUGCGAUAUGACCACGCACUCCUUUUGGUAGAAACAGUCACAGAUGAUUUUUGUGAACGCGUAAUCUCAGAAGGUGAAUCGAAUGUGUGUGUGAGAGACUAGAAGAAUGGAAGUCACCGAAUCCAUGUUUUCCUCAUGGAUCCGCUG
Galendromus occidentalis (western predatory mite) is the source of this 2235-nucleotide messenger RNA. It is a transcript of the gene dbo, whose product is annotated as Kelch-like protein diablo. Lineage: Eukaryota; Metazoa; Arthropoda; Arachnida; Mesostigmata; Phytoseiidae. Gene Ontology annotation, molecular function: protein binding. Bases 305 to 2119 code for a protein of 604 amino acids. The record is from RefSeq and is a predicted model, not a curated record. The transcript is spliced from 7 exons.